GCCGCCGCAGCACGCCGCCGGAUUUCGCGUAUAAUAAUACUUUUACUACUCAUAUACGCGAGCGUACACAUCGCGGACGUGCGCAUCGCGUAUAUUAUACCGCACACACAUCCGCCACCGCCGCCGCAAUGGACGACGACGCUGCCGCUGUCACCGCCGCCUGGUUGCGUGCCGACGAGUGUCACUGCGACCGUCGCCGUUUCGCCCGCGAUUAGCCGUUACCGUGGUUAGCCGAUUUGAUUUUUUGUUUUUCGUUAGCCGCGUUCACGCGCCAAAAUCGCAUCCGUUUGGUUCGUCCGUUCCGUUCUUUUUCUGUUCGUUCGUUUUGCGCUUAUACCUAAUACCUAUACAUACGGUUUCGGUGGUCUUCGUCGCCGUUGUUAUUGUUGUUGUCGUUGUGAGUUCAAGUAACGUGAGUGCCGCGGUAAAAUCGCCAUGUUUUUCGCCGGCGGCGCGUGUUGUUGUUGUCCCGUCAUAGCCACCGCGCACGUCUUCGUAUUGCUGGUCGCCGUGGUCGUGUCGCCGUUACCCGGCGUCCGGGCCCAGGCGGAGGACAUACCGCACAACGAGGUAAAAAAUUGGGCACUGAAAUUUGGUGUGGACCUGUGGGAGUUUGGCAGACAAAUCACCAACAUGAAUGAAAUCCAGAGAAAAUAUCGAGAGCGAGAAUCUAAAGUACGAAGAAAAGACGGACUUUUACUUAUUCGAGAUUUGGCAGCAGAAGUUAAAAAUAUGAUGGAUAUCAAAAUGAAUUCUGUUUUGAGGCUAAUGGAAGCUGGCGAACAAUCUGCUUUAGCUAAUCAAGAGGCUGCUGUAAAGAGUGAGCGAUAUGUAAAUGAUGGAUUUGGGGAUUACAAGAGUCUCGAAUCAAUAGACCGAUAUGAUCAAUGUGCAUUUAACACCACUGUAAAUUGUGUGCUGUUACAGAGCACAUAUGUAGAUCCAGAUUCAGUCGAUGAAACCGUAGUACGAGAUAUGCAGUGGACUGAUCAUCUGGAUCCAAUAUUUGUAAGCAAUUAUGAAAUGGAUCCCGUAUUAUCAUGGCAAUAUUUCGGUAGCACAAAAGGGACACUCAGAAGAUUUCCAACACUGAGAUGGCCUUCAUAUUCAGGAUUGUCACCAUCUGCGUUGUUUGACUAUCGACUUAAUCCAUGGUUUGUAGAAGCUGCAACCAGUGCGAAAGAUAUAGUUAUAAUAGCUGAUUUUUCAAUCGCAUUAUCUGACUAUAAACUUAGUCUUGUAAGAGCUACUACUUUAGCGGCGCUUGAUACGCUGGGUGCUAAUGAUUUCGUCAAUGUUUUAUCACUUGAAUCAUCAAACUAUGAAAUUGUUCCAUGUUUCAAAGAAAUGAUUGUUCAGGCCAACGAGAAGAACUUAAGAGAUUUAAGAUCCGCCGUGGCACAAUCAAAGUUUGCUGGCAGUUCUAACUUCACAGGAGCUCUAGCCCGUGCAUUCGACAUACUGCAUAAAUUUAAUCGUACCGGUCAAGGAAGUCAAUGCAAUCAAGCUAUAUUGAUAAUUACUGACGGUCCAUUUGGACCAUAUAAAGAAAUUCUGCAACAUAAUAAACCACAUAUGCCGGUUCGAGUUUUUACGUAUUUAAUCGGCAAAGAUGACUCAAACGCUGCUGAUAUGAAUUGGAUUGCUUGCAACAAUAAAGGUUAUUUCGAACAUAUCGAAGACCAAAGAAAUCUUCGAGAAAAAGUACUAAACUAUGUUUUAGUUAUGGCUAGACCAUUAGUUAUGUAUCAAACCGAUCAUCCAGUAUAUUGGUCACCAGUCUAUCUUGCAAGCAAAGUUGACAAUUUAAAAGCUACUGACACUAUAGAUGGCAGACUUAUGACAACAGUAUCUGCGCCCGUUUUUGACAGGAGAAACCAUUCGGAACGAGCCGCCAAUUUAUUGGGUGUGGUUGGUAUGGACGUCUAUAUUGACGACCUAAAGAAACUUGUUCCAGCCUAUAAGCUCGGUGCCAAUGGUUACUCCUUUAUAUUGGACAAUAACGGACAUGUCCUUUACCAUCCUGACUUCCGACCAACGCAAUCUGAUUCGGUCAGACCUCAAUAUAAGACGGUCGACCUGAGUGAGAUUGAGUUACCGGACGUGGACACUAAUAAUAACACUCUAUUGCUCGAAUUGAGGAGAGAAAUGAUUGAGCAGCGGGAAGGUGAAACCACUCUAAAAGUCAAAAAUCACUUGGAUAAUAUGAGACGAGUAUCUACUAGAAAAUAUAAAUACUUUUAUCAUUCAAUCGAAGAUACACCUUAUAGUUUAGGUAUAGCUCUUCCAGAAAGUUAUGGAAUGUAUGAACUGCUCGGAGAAGAAGAAAUCAAGUUAACUCAAUUCAAUAUUACAGAGUAUUUUAAAGGAAAAAACUGGAAAGUCCACCCCGAGUGGGUUUAUUGUGAAUAUAACUAUGGCAAUGAACAUAACUUUAAAACUCCAGAGGAUAGAGUGUUGCAUUUUUUGUCCAGAUCCAAACGUCCUGGUUGGAAAUGGAUGUCAUUAAGGUCUAGAAUGCCACAAAGAGAACCUGGUACAAGUCAGGUUUAUAACACGUGGAGAAAGGAAAAAGACUCUCAUUACUGCGAUAAAAAUCUUUUACAAUCCUUAGUAUUCGAUGCAUUAGUCACUGAUAGUCUUGAAAAACUAACAAGUCAAAUAUCUAAGGCUGAUAAACAUAAAUCUACAAACACGUUACUCAAAAUGCAAAAUUUAAAAAAUAGCCAAGGACAUCAUAUGUUUGGUGUAACGCUUACGUUCAUUGCGACAAGGAGUGGAUUAUUGAGAUGGCGAGAUCACGGAACAAAUAAUAACAGAGGCCCCGAACCACAUUUUAGCGAAACCAACAAAAAAGCCAUAGACGAGGUGUGGUACAAAAGAGCGAUUGACCAGCACAACAUAGAACCUGAAAGUUUUGUGUUUUCAGUGCCAUUCAAUUCUGGCGCUGGUCUCGAUCGACCACUGAUUACAGCUACCCACGCCAUGUUCGUUGAAAAUAAAGGUCAUCGAGCAGCAGCCGCGGUUGUCGGCAUACAAUUUCAACAUUCAUCGAUCGCUUCGCACUUCAUCAACAUCACUUCAGCCUGUACUGGCAUGACCGGAUGCAAGAAGACGUGUGCUUCCGAUGAUCUCGACUGCUAUGUGUUGGAUAACAACGGUUUCAUCAUAAUAUCCGAACAAUCGCAUCAUACCGGACAGUUUUUCGGGCAAACAGACGGUACGAUUAUGGACUCGUUGGUUCAAGACGGCAUUUACAAAAAAAUCACCAUACUGGACAACCAAGGCGCGUGUCAUAGCGGUAUCGAACAUGGAACCGAUUCCGCGUCUUCACUACGACCUUUCCAGCCGGUCGUCUGGUUUGUAAGGUGGUUAUUAGGUCGAUUGGCUUGGUUAGCAAUCGAAACUAACAUCUAUCACGUUCUAUUCCCGGACUGGAUUCAAGCUCAAGAAGAAGAUCCAAUGUAUUCGGAAUACGACCUGGGACCAGAUGAAUUCGUGCCAGAUCAAGGUGAGAAGACCACGGACCAGAGUGACAAACCAAUAACAGACGGUGUCGGUGGUGACCGGGGGAGCUCCGGGAACGACUACAAAGACAUACCACAGCAUCCACCGCUGUACGUGCCAAGUAUGAAAAACGCCGAGUACUUCAGCCCAGUUUACAACCGAACUCAACCUGGCAUAACCAGGACAUGUCGCAAAUCGGUAGAUUUGUACGUCCUGCAACCCAACAGAUUGAAUAUGAGUGGGUCGUUUAACCCACUCAAAGGAAAAUUGACCAAUUGCCACGCUACUGGAUGCGAACGGCCAUUCAGUGUGCAAAAAAUCCCCCACAGCAACCUAAUACUAUUAGUGGUGGAUACUCUGUGCCCUUGUGGCAGCAAACAACUGAGCAUCGAACCACAAGAGGUUCGAAUGGCCACAGAUGAAUCUGGACAACCAGUGUACAACUGUCAAGAUCAAAACAUGUUCCGGAGACGCACAGGAAAGUGCAUUAACUAUCAUCCAGAAGAAAUUGAAAUCAAACAGUGCGGUUCGAGUUCGGCGCUACUAGUCACCUCGUACCUGGUACUACUGAGCAUGGUAACCGCCAUAUGGAUAACGUGAUCGUCGUACUUCGGCUGAACGAUGAAUUCCUCAGCGCCUUCGGUUUUACGAAUAACUUAUAAGUGUAUGAUAAUUGUUAUAUUUUUUUUCUUUUUUUUUUACAUAAGAUCUUUUGAACGGUUUUUUUUUAAUUUAUAUUAUUAUAUUAUUCGUUUAAUAAUGGCCAGCGCUCGAAUUUAUAAGUGCCCCCGCUAAAUCGUUGUAAUAAUAGUAUUUGGCAUACAUACUCAUAUACACACGCACAUAAUAUUCAUAUCGCGUGUGAAUUGUAUACAUCUUAUUUAUAUAUUAUAAUAAUAUAUAUUGUGUGUGUGUAUAAUGGAUCUUCCAUUAUAUAUGUAUAUAUUAUAUAUAAUAUAUAUUAUAUAAUACUAUGUAUGUAGCAUAACUAUACCAAAAUAUUUUUGUACGUCAAAAAUUAUUAUGUACUUAUAUGGGAAUGAAUUUAAUAUGAUAAUUGAUAUGAUAUUAUAUAGAAAAACUAGACAAUAAUUUGCUGGUAAAUGUGCAAUCGUAUUUACUAUAUAAUAAUAAUAAUAAUAAAUAAUAAUAAUUAGCAACACGUCAUAUUAUAGAUGAUAUUAUUAUAUAAUCAUAGUCAUAUUAUAAUAUUUCACGCGGCGCAAGUGCAAUGUUAAUUGUGAUAAUAUAAAAUAAUAAUAAUAAUAUAUAAUAUACAGUCAAGUGGGUUCUAAGUGUAUUUAGUCUAGAAAAAUAAAUCAUCACAAAAGUAGUUGAUUUCGAUUACCUACGAUAUUCUAUAUAUGUUAUAGGUACCUAUAUAGUAAUAUUAUAAUUACGCGGCGUAGAGUCACCAAUUCUACCCAGGUCGCGUAUUUCCAUAUUUCUACGAAUUUUCCGAGGACUCUUGCUCGGUCGUUCUGUCCCCACUGUACUAUAUUAUUGUAUUCGAGUACCUGUCGUCGCGAGAUCUUUUUUUUUUCACAAAACCCGACAAAUCAAAAACGGCCACGUAAACGAAGCAAAUAACAAACAAAGUCACCGGGACGAGAAACCACUAACCGAAAUCAGAUAGGCACGAUACAAUAAUAUCAAGUGGAUUUAAAUAAUAUUUUAACGCUGUAAGCACGCUUUCCCAGCGCAGUGAAAUCAGUUGCACAGACGGUAUCCCCGACUAUACAUGACCUUACGAAUUUUUCUCGAAAUCUGCUACCUACCGAAAAAUAUUAAAUUGUAUACACCCACACCGUGUGUUCAACACUGCAGCACGGAAUUAAAUAUAAUAUCCAUACAUUUACGUUUAAAAGUUUAAGAAAAAAAUAGACACAUCUUACCCGUGCAACUCCCUGCUGUAUGGCUGUAUUCUAUGCUAUAUAAAUUAUUAUAAUAAUAUCAUUAUCUACUGGUGAAUUUGCGUGGUUCUGAAUUAAUAAAAUAUUAUUUCAUAAUUCUACGCUAUUGAGUUUUUUUUUAUCGUUAAAAAUACCGUGUUGUUUGUUUUUGUGCAUUACACAAUACUAUACAAUAUUGUAAUUAUUAAUAUUAUCAUUAUUAUUAUUAUUAUAUAGGUACGUGUAUAUAAUAAUAGUAUAUUAUAUUAAACUAUUUAAUUGUUAGAGUCGUUUAAGAAGUAUAUUAUAUAUUAUAUAAUAUAUGUGUGUGUGUACCUAUGUAUAUAAUUCAGUUCACAAUGCAAUUGUUUUUUUAUCGUUGAACUCUCAGUAUUGUAUUCUUCUUUUCAUCGCGAAUUUUAUAUUUAUUUUUUAAAAUCGUAUAUAAUAUUACAAACUAAUGUAAUUCACUUUUUUUCCAUUUUUUUUUUUUUCGUUAAUUAGUAAAAAUUUGUAUAAAGUAAACAAAUUGUAUCUCAUCAGAUUUAUGUCGAUCAGAUACUACGAAUCGUGCGCAUUAGUAUAAAGGCAAUUUUUAUACGAGUACGUUGAUAUUAAUAUUAUUAAGCCGCCGUUUGAAUAAUAUUAUUCAUAAUUCAUUAUAUUAUAUUGCUUUUUUUCUCGAGUCGACUGUCGACUUGAACCCUUAACUGCACAACAAAAACACGCGCUAAUAUUAUGAUUUUCUCGUCGAUUGAAGUAUAUUAAUUACAAUACCAUAUUACCAUAAUAUUAAUAUACAUUAUUAAUUCGUGUAAAAUUAAAAAAAUAUAUUAUGCCACGUGAUAUAUUACACUUUAUCUAAAAAAACGCACAUAUACCUAAUAAUAAUUUUAUAGAAAAUGCUACACUUUAUAAUUAUAGUGCCGUAUCGAUCUUCUUUUUCGGUUUAUAAUAUGUCGCGUUUAACAUUUAAUAUUGUUAUCAUAAUACCUAUACGUCAUUAUUAUUAUUAUUAUUACGGUUUAAGAAUUUUGUAAUGGGUUACCGAUGUUUGCAGUUAUUAUAUUGUUGCACCACUGUCGUACGCCACGAAACACGAUGUCCGUGUAAAAUGUUUUGAAUUUGAUUUCGAUCCCAAGUCAGAUUUAACGUUUUAUUUGUUUGAUAUUUUAAACGGUAGUUUAUAGUCUAAAUCAUAAUCUGCGAUUGUUGUUAACAAAUAAUAAAAAUAAAAACGUGUAGGCAUAGGUUAUUUGUUGGACUAGUAUUAGUCAAUAGGUACAUUAGAGAGAUUUUUAUUAGAGUUUAUCGCUAUAUUCAAACAUUAUUAUUAUCGUUUAAGACACGUUUUGUGUUAGUUAGUCUGAUAGGCAAAUAUUUGGUUUCCUAUCCCCAAUUAAUAGACAAUUUUAUUUUUUGUUUUUUUAAUAAAUUUAAAUUGUUAACUUUAUAAACGCAAUAAAAAUGUGCGGCGGGAUUUUUUUUUGGUAGGUUUACCUACCUAUUGUUACCUGUCAGUUAUAUCAUAAAUAUCAUGUUUUUUUAUAUAUAAUUAUUGUUAACAUCUAGGCUUAACGAUUUAGAAUAAUUAUUAUCAUAGAACUUAAUGUUUUAAUAACUCAACGUGGAAUGUUCAUUAUUGGACGAACGUCUACUAUUUUUAAGCAUAUACGUACAUACAUGUAUUCAAACAUAUGUAUAACUCAUGUCUUCCAGUAACAUAUUAUGUUAAUGUAAAAAUUUUACAAAAAGAACAUCAAAUCGCUGUCAGUUCUUUCAGUUUUUUUGUAACAAAAUUAUUUAUUAUAAUCAUAUAAUCAUUA
This is a messenger RNA of Metopolophium dirhodum (rose-grain aphid), 7225 nucleotides long. RefSeq names its product voltage-dependent calcium channel subunit alpha-2/delta-3 (gene stol). The record is from RefSeq and is a predicted model, not a curated record. Lineage: Eukaryota; Metazoa; Arthropoda; Insecta; Hemiptera; Aphididae. Bases 436 to 4107 code for a protein of 1223 amino acids. The transcript has 28 exons. Gene Ontology annotation, molecular function: voltage-gated calcium channel activity. Gene Ontology annotation, cellular component: voltage-gated calcium channel complex.